Molecule: messenger RNA, 480 nt
Organism: Sordaria macrospora k-hell
Lineage: Eukaryota; Fungi; Ascomycota; Sordariomycetes; Sordariales; Sordariaceae
Source: RefSeq, a predicted model, not a curated record
AUGUCUUCCCAAUCAAACGACGGCGACGAAGACGACAUCGCCAAGGCUAUCAGACGGUUGAUCACCAUCUGCAACCACCUCUUCGAAGACGACGGCAGUGACUCGGCCAUGGACGACAACCAGUACGACAACUUCAUUGCCGCCCUGCAGCCGAACGAGACUGAGACGGAGCCAUUCUCAACGCACGAAGAGCUCGUGAACGAAUACAGGUCCUUCGCCCAAUCAGUCCAAACGCACCAAGACGUUGUGAAUGAAUUCAGGUCCUUCUCCGAAUCAAUUCAAACGCACGAAGAGGUCGUGAACGAAUUCAUGUCUUUUGUCCAGUGGAACUAUGCGAACUACAACGACGUCUUCGGAGACAGUGGUGACUCAGACGACAUGGGCUACUGCAGUAACACCACGGUCCUUGCCCCGGUGGUUAUAGUGGCCUUCGUGGAGGGUACGUUCUGGGUUGUUGCUUGGUGGUUGAUCAGUCUGUAG